Molecule: messenger RNA, 11891 nt
Organism: Sorex araneus (European shrew)
Lineage: Eukaryota; Metazoa; Chordata; Mammalia; Eulipotyphla; Soricidae
Gene: CAMK4
Product: calcium/calmodulin dependent protein kinase IV
Exons: 11
Coding region: 414-1820 (468 amino acids)
Biological process (GO): protein phosphorylation
Molecular function (GO): calmodulin binding; ATP binding; calcium/calmodulin-dependent protein kinase activity
Source: RefSeq, a predicted model, not a curated record
UCGUCCGCAGCAACCCCGCCUCCCGCGCCCGCCCCGCACGCUCGGCCGCCCGGGCUGGGGCUCGGUGCUGCGCUCGCGGCGCGGCGGGUGCGUCGGCGCGGCCGGGCAUCCCUCGGCCCGAGCGUCCCGGCAUCCCUCGGCGGGUGCAUCGCGGUGCUCGGGGCCCGGGCAUCCCUCGGCCGGUGCGUCCCGGUGCUCGCGGGCCGGGCAUCCCUCGGCCGGUGCGUCCCGGUGCGCGGGGCCGGCAUCCCUCGGCCGGUGCGUCGGUGCGCGCGGCCCGGGCAUCCCUCGGCCGGUGCGUGGGCGCGGGGCCGGCUGGGCGCUCGAGGCGCGGCGAGGCGGGUGCGUUGGCGCGGCCCGGGCGUCCCUCCGGCUCGCGCGUUGGCGGCGGCUCCCGGAGUCCCGCUGCCGAGAUGCUCAAAGUCACGGUGCCCUCGUGCUCCGCCGCGACCUGCCCGUCGGCCACCGCCACCGUGUCCCCGGCCCCUACCGGCCCCGUCGCCGAUUACUGGAUCGACGGUUCCAACCGGGACGCGCUCAGCGAUUUCUUCGAGGUGGAGGCGGAGCUGGGACGGGGUGCUACAUCCAUUGUGUACAGAUGCAAACAGAAGGGGACUCAGAAGCCUUAUGCCCUCAAAGUGUUAAAGAAAACAGUGGACAAAAAAAUCGUGAGAACUGAAAUAGGAGUUCUUCUUCGCCUCUCACAUCCAAACAUUAUCAAACUUAAAGAGAUCUUUGAGACUCCUGCAGAAAUCAGUUUGGUCCUAGAGCUCGUGACAGGAGGAGAGCUGUUUGACAGGAUUGUGGAAAAAGGAUACUAUAGUGAACGAGAUGCUGCAGAUGCAGUUAAGCAGAUCCUGGAGGCUGUUGCUUACCUCCAUGAAAAUGGAAUUGUCCAUCGUGAUCUCAAACCAGAGAACCUUCUCUAUGCAACUCCAGCCCCAGAUGCACCACUCAAGAUUGCUGACUUCGGGUUGUCUAAGAUCGUGGAGCAUCAGGUGCUCAUGAAGACAGUAUGUGGAACCCCCGGGUACUGCGCACCUGAAAUCCUGAGAGGCUGUGCCUAUGGGCCCGAGGUGGACAUGUGGUCUGUGGGGGUGAUCACCUACAUCCUACUAUGUGGAUUCGAGCCAUUCUAUGAUGAAAGAGGUGAUCAAUUCAUGUUCAGAAGAAUUCUGAAUUGUGAAUAUUAUUUUAUUUCCCCCUGGUGGGAUGAAGUAUCUCUAAACGCCAAGGACUUGGUUAAAAAGUUAAUUGUGUUGGACCCCAAGAAACGGCUAACAACCUUCCAAGCUCUCCAGCACCCGUGGGUCACCGGGAAAGCAGCCAAUUUUGUUCACAUGGACACUGCUCAGAAGAAGCUCCAGGAAUUCAAUGCCCGGCGCAAGCUUAAGGCGGCGGUGAAGGCCGUGGUGGCCUCCUCCCGGUUGGGCAGUGCCAGCAGCAGUCACAGCAACGUCCAGGAGAACCAGAAGGCCAGCCCGGAGCCGUCUCCGUUCCUCGGCACCGCUGGCGGGGACGUGGAAGCUGUCCCAGGAGAGAGAGCACCCGGAGACGGAGCCCAGGGGGCCGCUGAGGGGGGCGCAGCCCGGCUGGCAGGCACGGCGGAUGGGGCUAGAGGUGCCGCCCAGGGCUCUGGAAUGGUGCCCGGGGCACCAGAGGAUGGGCUCAAGGAGGCUGACGCUGUGGAGGAGGAAGUGGAGGAGGAGAAGGAGGAGGAGGGCCUGGUGGCUGUGAGGUCUGUGGAGGAAGCCAAGAGCGAGGAGAAGCCUGCCCUGGGGGCUGCCCAGCAGAGCGAGGUAGUCCUGCCAGAGGACUGAGCUGGCGUCCUUGGCUCGAAACCCAAUCUCUGCGUUUAAUGCAUUUUGUCUCUCAGCAAAGAAAGUGUGGAAGCAUGAUAUGCACUGUCGUGAUUCUGUUUUGAGGUGCAAAAAAUACAUAUAUAUCAGUUGGUAAUUUAACUUCAAUGCAUGUGACUGCUUUAUGAAAAAAAUAGUGUCUUCUAUGGUUUGUUAUGGAUACUUCAUACGAUGAGUUAAAUUUGAAAUUGCAAGUAAACACAAGAUAAUAUUUAAAGAAAAAAACAUACAUUUUCAGGGACCAGUGGCACACAUUUGAGGUAAACAUUAACAUGUUUUUGCUUUGAAAAUCUUGUUUAUUCUCUUUGUAUUUCUUCCCAGGGUAGUGAUUGCUUUUAACCAUUGCUCAGCUGAUGCUAGGUAUAAGAUGUGUUCCCAUGAGCAACCAUCACAUUUUACUUUUCAUUAAUGUUUUUAUAAUUGUUUAUAGGAAUAUGCUUAUGAAUUAUAACUGUAUGGUAUGUGAAAAACAAAUUUCUACUUACAAUGACAUGAGUUAAAGCAUACUUUUAAAGGUCAUGAAACAUUAUAUCCCUUAAGCUUGUAUGGAGAAUGCUUUUAUAAAUUAUGUCUUAACUUAAACAUACAAUACUACCAGUAGCCAAAAAUGUCCUGUCCUAUGAUUCUGCCAUCUACAGUUCUGGACAAAGAUUUUACAAACCCAUGCCGAGGAAUGUAUUCUUUUCUUUACCUGCUCUAGCUCAUGAGAUAUCCCUCAGAGAAACAACAUGAAAUGAAGUAGCAUGAAAUGAAGAAAGGUAGGGAAGGAAAGGAGAUAAGAAUUGGAUUUAAAUUAGCAAAUAUUGGCUCUGCUUCAUAUUCCAGGAAAAAAUGAAUAUAUUCAUGAGGUUGCACAUUUGAAAGAUAGGAACGCUUUCAUUGAUGAGCUCUGCAGUUACCAAGGUUUCAAUACUUAGGAAAUCUAGCUACCACAUGGGCUAGGGACACAAUAACUGGGUGUGAUGGGAAUGUUCUAUUGUGAGAUUAUUGUCAACUUUACAAAACUAGAGAAGCAAUUUUUUGAUAAAAAUUGAUGGUAUCUGAAUAUAGCUUGUUAACUAAAGGUGCUUCUGAAAAGCUAGUAUAACAUUUUUCCUUCUUAAAAUGGAAAUGCCCGCAUUUCACAAGAUAGUUUUGAACAUUUUCAUGUCAAGAAAUGUAGGAUUAUGCAGAUUUUUAUUUAUCCUAAAGAAAAAAAUCAAAAGUAAAGAAAAAAAUCUCUGAAUUAAAAAUUAGACUCUUGAGAACUGUAGCAUUAAGUCAAAUAUCUCACUAUCAUUUUUUAGAUUUUUCUUUGAUGUUCAUUAAAUACAUUUCCCUUACAGAAACAUUUCUAGUCAAUUCCCCAGAUGUAUUUGUAAAUUGAGUUGGAAGUAAUCUUAUUAUGACAUAUUCCUAGUAUAUUUCCUUAAUUUUAUAUUAAAAAUUUCCUUAAGAAAUCAAAAAUUAUCAUCAAGACAAUUGAAUUAGAAGCUAGAAAUAAAUCUCUGGUUUCUAGGGGCUACUGGGCCUCAAUAGCCAUUGUCCUUCUCAAAUACAAAUUUUCCUGUAGAACACUUAAGAGAGGAAAACUGGGUAGGUUUCCUACCUUCCAGUGUAAGGUCUCACUCCGACAGAUUACCAACGAACAAAGGCAUGUCAUCAGAACUCAAAGAAAGAUUAAUUUGUGUUUCACAUUACUGAUGUUAACUCUGUCUUCUAUUUUUCUUUAUUCCUCCUUUAUGCUCUCUCAGAUUUUCUGUUGUCAUUAUGAAGGUCUAUUUUUAACAUUAAGGGUGGCUACUUAACUUAUCACCAAGAUUUUCAAUCAAUUUCCUCGUGUGUUUAUCCCAAUGAGACCUAGUAGUAGGUAUACCAAGUAAGCAUUCCAUGUAGUGGAAGAGGGAGGAGUGAGAAAGGAGUCCUAUUACAAGUGGCAGUUCGGGUAUCAGAACAGCCCACCCCUCCCCAACCCUUCUCAUGCCAAUUCCAGCUCAGCCAUCACUGCCAUGCCCACCUCAGGCCUGGCUGCCCUGUGGAUGGAAGUGCCUACACAGAGAACACUUUCAGUCAUCAGGUGGAAACAAGUCAAGUCAAACUUUCACGAAAGUUGGUUCACCCAAGAUUUCAUAAAAAUACAACCCAAGGAGAAUAAUUAAGUUAGCACUUUUUGAGGAAUCAAAUGCUUAUUUUGCUUGUCAAAAUGGGAUGUAUUAUCUAUCUCCAAGUCCCUUACCUAAAUAAUGCUGUACGAUUAUAAAUAGAUCCCUAUUUGACAAACUACUUCAUAAGAUCACCUUAAUAUAGUGAAAAAACAAAAUACUUCAGAAAACUAUACCAUAUGGUCACCCCAAUAUAGUCACAAAACAAAAUAGAGAAUUUCAGCAAAGAGAAAUAAAUUGUUUUGCAUUUUAGAGGUAAAAUUGAUGGUUUUGUUUUGGAAAAAAAGGUAUAUAUAUGUAUAUAUAUAGGUAUAUAUAUAUUUGGUAUAUAUAUAUAUUUGCAUAUAUAUAAGGUAUAUAUAUAUUUGCAUUAUUUGCCUAUUUAAAAAGUCUAAUUGGGAUCUUGUGAUUUUUCUCCAACGGUAAGAGUUUAUUUAUCACACAGAUAUGAUAGGCCUCAAAAUAAUAUGAUAGUAGAAGUUAUCAUCUAAAAUAAGUAUUGUCUAAUAUAAAAAUUGCAAGACACAUAAGUAAAUUUUUUUCAUAUCACAUAAAUUUUUUAAAUGUCAAAAUAAUUGUAUAUUUUAAUGCAACAUAUUAAAACUAUUGGUCCAAUACAUAAUCAUUAUAAAAAGGAACAUGAUAUUUUGAAUUUAAAAAAUUUUUAUACUAAAUUUUCAAGAUCAGGAAUACAUGUUAACCAUUUAAUACAUCAAGUGCUCAGUAGCCACAUGUGACUAAGUGGUUGCUGUACUAAAGUAACAUUACUCUAGAGCAGUGUUUCUCAGCCAGGAGUAAUAAUGCUCUAGAGCGGUGUUUCUCACCCAGGAGUAACAGUACUCCAGAGCAGUGUUUCUCAGCUGGGAGCCUUUGGGACUUCAGGAUAUUCCAAGGGUCAAGGUGACAAUAACAUAAAUAGGGUUCUGUGGCAUGAACCUAGGGCCGAGCAAGUGGAACAGAAUGCCACAGGAAGAAAACAAGAGAGGGAGAAGCUUGCAAAAAACUGGUAUUGAGGAUAUUUUUUUAAGAAAAAUGAUGCCUGAACUUCUAUGCUUCACUGAGCUGUCUCAAUUUUCCAUACUUGGGAACUUGGAGAAAAGCCAAAAAGAGCGUUUCAGAAAACUCAUAGACCCAAAGUGAGAACUUCACUGGCCCCUUGUGCUCAUUCUAAUGCUUUAGAGGACGUGUUUCCUAACGUGACUUUUAGCUAAUAAUACUUUCCUAGGUAUAGAUGCAAUGUUGCUUGGCCAUAGUUCCUCUAACACCUCUCUGAGCCCUGGACUCUGACCACAAGCUGGAGUCCCCUGAGCACUGCCAUGGAGCAUGGUAUUCGUCUGUACCCAAAUCUACUGUGAGCACCCCGUGUCCCAACUCUGGUCAGGAAGAACAGCACAUAGCAUCUACUAAGGUUCUGGAAACUAGGACAGGCGUGGACACCAACUCUGUCACAGUAUUUCCUUCAUUGUACUGAAACACUGCAAACUGGGAAGAUUGUAUAAUGAUGGUAUCAUACUAGUUACUUCCAAAAUGUGAAUUUGACUGUUGAUCAGCAUUUUAUUAAAUUUUCUUAGAAAGAUAUAAUCAACACUGCCAUUACUCAUAAUACUUAAAAAACUUUUGUAGUUUUAAUGCUGUUUUAGAAUACUCUCAAGAUGGCUGCGACAGCCAUUCUAGGCUGGCAUCAAAAGGAGGGAUGGUUCACAUUUACUAUGACCUCAUUUACAUAAUAUUUAAAACAUUUUGUGAUUUAGGAUGUUCAUUUGGAAAUCCGUUUUGUCAGUUUCACAGGCCAAGUUGGUGGCUUAAUUUUGUAUAUAUCUGCCAAAGCAAGCAGAGGCUGAUUACUUACAUAGGUUUAUAUUCAGGGAGAGCCAUUUUGCUCCAUAAUCCAGCUUUUCACAAAAACAUCUGAAUGCAUGUCAAAUUGAAAAAAAAGGAUAAAAUUAAUGCACCAUUAUGCUUUAUGAUUGUUCUUGCAAAGUUAAAAAAAAGUCAACAAAAUGAAUGAACACAAAAUUUUACUUAAAGGUUGAUUCCUCAUAAUUAACAUAAAUAUACUGAGCAGAAUAAGUCUCAUAAUUAUAAGGCCAUAUUGCAUAACUCAUUUCAGAGUGUUCACCCUGGCUAUCUGACUUGAUGUUGCAAAUUUUUCAGACAUUUACCUACAUAGUUGGAUUUUUAAUAUCUUUGUUAUGAACAUCUAUAAUUGGUCAUAUUCCUGCUUCCUUAAUGAUCAUCAUUAAUAUGUUUCUGAUCAAGAAUGUUGCUAACAUUUAAAUGUCUACCAUUGAAUUCUGUUAUUGGCUAGACUUUAUGUGUGUCAUAUUUUUUAAACACGUAUGCACAGAAAACCUAGUCGUAUUAUAACAUGAAUAAUCACAUGAUAGGCAGGAAUGUACCAAUAGUUUCUAUAAAAUUUUUCAAAGUCUUCUUCAUCCCCUGGCAAAACUCAGGGUAAGUUUCUUCUCCCCAACAAAUAGAAAAAGAGCAUUAGCAAUAUAUUAGCUACCCAUUGAUGGUAACUUAGUUCAUCAUUUAAUCUCAAUUCACAAAUUCAACACUUUGUGGUAUACUCCAGAAAGUUUGGUUGGCCUGACUUUUAACUUCCUCCAUCCUAUUUCCUGUCAUCUGCCCCAGCAGUCAGUCCUCCUUUGGCCAAAUUGAAAUCAUGCCCCAAGAGUGGUCCACCUGAUCCCCUCACAGCUAUGACACCACAGGACUCUGGGCAUCUUUUCCGCUUGAGUUCAAAUGUGCCAAAUUGGAAAAUCGUCUUUUCAUGCUUUGAUGAAAGUGAUACUGCUUGAAUACUGGUGUAGUGAUUAUUGCCAUUAGUGAUUAAUGAAAGACUGGGAUUCCACAAGUCUUAGAUUCCAUAAGAUCUCUGCAUGUCUUAGUUUGCAACCACUUGUCCCUAGGUGAAUGUUUUGUUUUGUUCUCUCUGACUAUCAGGUCACCUGCUAGGAAAGUGAGAUCCUGAACAAACCUGGAAGUUUAUCCUAAACUGGAGAGACAUGUUCCCUGGAUAGUCCAAAAGUUGAUGUGAAAAUAUAAACAUCAAUGCUAAGCUGAAAACUCGUGUAAUGCCUCCUAAUAGUUGUCUUAAGCACAUUUUUAAAGUUUGACCUGGAAAACCCAAGGAUUUGGACACUUAGAUUCCUAUUAUCUUUGCUAUAUUGUUAAAAUGAUUUGCUCUAUUGUAAUGUCCUGUCUGUCAAAUAAUCUUCAUUUUUCAUUUAAAAUACUGUUUCAGGCUAUUCAAAUACAAUAUGCUUCACAUUGUUGAGAAUUUUUGAAAGAUGUUUUCUCUAAGUAACUGAAGGCCAUACAUGGUAUGUGUAUAGUAGUUAAUGUGGUUUACAAAGAAUACAAGUAUAACUAUAAAUUUAAAACUACAAUGUCAUAACUGUUCCUUUUAACCCGGCCUGUUUUAUACUCUAUCAGGCAAUUAAUAUAUGGUAGUAUAGAAAAAAAUAACAUAUUUAGGGGUUGGGUACAGUUUUAUGUUUUUAUUGUCAAGGUCACUAUCUUAGAAGUUCAUGCUUACUUUUCUUCAUGUACCAUUAGUCUCAGUAAAAUUUUUAUGUUUCUCCUCAAAGCCAAAAGAAUUAUCUAGUCUGUCCAUUUGUUAUGUAGUUAAGUCAAAACAAUGUAAUACUAGUACUGAAUUCCUGGCUGGUUGGUGUUGAUGUUACCCUUGUAAUUUAAAAUGUCUGUGAGUUCAGAGUAGGAACGGAUGGAUAGACAGGUGUUAAAUAAUUCCUAUGUCCAAUGAACUCAGUGUAUCAGGCAAAAAGGAUUUUUAGUAAAGGAGUUGGGGCUAAUGUUUAUACUCUUUCUUAUUUUAAUGCCAACCAUUUUAUCUAUGAUCUUUGUAAUAUGCAUAUAAAACUUAAAUGUGCAUUUUUAGAAAAAUAAUUUCCUUAUUACCCAAGGAAAUAAAAUCUCAAAUGAACAAUUUUCAGAAGUCAGGCAAAUCCACCAGAGGCCUGUAUUUAUAAAUAAAAUUUUAUUAGAACAAAAUCAUUCUAAUUUAUUUAUGUACAGUCUGUGCCUGCUUUCACACUGGUAGGACGGAUUUGAUAGUUUCACUAGAGAUCAGAUGUCCAUAGUAAGCCUGAAAUGCUCAUCUGACACUUUACCAGAAUAUACAUGCACACACAUACCAGGAUAAGCCCGAUUUCACAUCACUCAUUCCCUUUUUGGUAACAUUUAGGAAUAUGGAUUACCAUACUCCUGUUUUUGUUUUAAGAAUUUUAGAUUAAGAUUCUUAACUCCAUUUGCUUCUUAGGAAGUUAGCAGAGUCACAAUAAUAACUGCAUUGGCAGGAAAGUGGAAUGUUAAAAUUUCCCUAAUGAAUGAAAAUUUCUAAAUUGAGUCAUUCCUGAAAAAACUAACAAAGUAUAAAGAGAAUUAAAAAUAUUUCUAGCAUUUUAAGCAUAUUUCAGAAAUGUUAUGUAAUCAGGUAAAUUAUACCAUACACUUGCUCACAUUUAAGUCUGUCUGCAGCUGUCAUUUAGUAAACUAAGAACCUGAGGUGCGACUGAUUCUGUCUUUCCAAAUAUUUUCAGGUAGCAUGUCAAUUGGGAUUUUAUUUAAGCACUGGCUACAUAAGGUGCUUUAUUUGUAACAUUCUGCUGCAGUGACUUGCUGAUCAAUAGUAGCUCAGCCAGUGUCUAUAUGAAAUGUUGAAAUGUUUUGAAAUUAAAAAAAAAUUGCAAUUUCCGAAUUUCAGUUAUAAAUGCAUGCUUGAUAUGUUGGUCAACAGAAAACUUUUAGGUAAAAGAAAUUUUCCAAUAUCCAUGCUCUUCUGAGGGUUAUCUAUUUCAUUUCUCACUCAGAGUGGGGCUUGAGUAAAUGCUUUGCUUUACCUUUCUUAGACACUUAGAAAUCUUAAGAAGGGCCCUUCUCUUGCUCUAUUUUUGUCUCAGAGAAAUUAUUCAUUACAGAGAAUCUGUCUUAAGGGAAGCAGAUGACCCAGAUAUUGAGAAAUUUAGGGAUCUUUGAGGUUUGUAGUUGAGCAUGCAUGCCCUAGCCAAUAGAUUAUAAAUGAGAUAAUGGGAUAGUAUCAGAUUAUUAUUAGGAAUGCAUAAUAUUACAUUACAACUCUAAUAACAUAAGAUAGCUACUAUUAAACUCAGGAACAACAAUAGCCAAAAAUGAAUUUCUGCUUAUUCCUCAAGAGGAAAAGUUCACUAGAAUCAGAGACAAAAGGUGACAAAAUGUACAUUCAGAUUCCACAUUUUCACCUGCCCAGUUUUCUUUCUAGCUCAGUUUUCAAGUGAUGAAUAGACUUACAAAUACAAAGUAAGUAGCUAUUUUCCCUAGUACCAUUCCAGAACGACGAAUUAAACAAUAAUAGUCCAGAGGCUACUGGAAUUAGUUUGCCAACAAAGGGGCAUGAUUUACUAAUUGUGAAACUUCGCAGGAUUAGCUCAUUCCAACAACCUGGUUUCCUACUAAAUUCACAGAGAAACUGUUUGCUGACGGAGUGAGAGAUUGAUUAAACCCAGUGCAACCUUUAAGGAGACAGCUUUGUAGUUUGGGAGAAAACCCUUUGCUCCCUGUUGGCAGGCAGAGAACUCUAAAAUGAAGGGAAAGCUCCCUUCUGCCUGAAAUGGUAAAGGAAACCUCUUGAUUUCAUAGGCUGCACCUGAAGGAUGGAGAGCGGCUUUGUACGGAGGAGGAGCAGAGGGAUGUCUGGCUGAGUAUAAAGUGGAAGUACUGAGGGAGUCACUGGCAAUGAAAGGCUGUACCACUGCCCCUGUGAAAGCUGCUAAUCUGCUGACCUGUCUCCAUCUUGUGAGAGAGUCAGACCCCUCAUUCCUUUCCUAUGCUGGACUGUGUCCAGCCUUUCCUCGGAGCACCUAACUACCUGGGAUCUCCUGUAAAUAUAGCUAAUCAGCACCCUAAUAGAAAUUACCACCCAACACAUUGAAGAAAUGUUUGCAAGUCAUCAGUUGAAACAAUCCUGUGGCUGAAAGCAAAAGCUGUGUCGGCCAGGACUCCAACAAAGGAGUAAAUAACAGUAAUUAUCUGACCAAGUUUUGCAGAACUCAAAUUCCAAAUAAGUUCCUGGUUUCCAGAAAUUCACUUCACUUCUUGCCGAAGGAGGUCCACACAAGGUUCCUAUUGUAGUCGUUAUUUAAUGAAACCUGAAUGGAAAAGGUGGUCUCCACUAAAUUUGAGACAGAAUUGAAAAUUUAGACUUCAGAGGAUAAUUUGUAGCAUAUAUGUGGGCCAUUUUAAUUUCCUGGCAAGGGUCUCAAUUCAAUAUCUGACACUGUAUGUCUUCCAAGUGUUGUGGGUGUGAUUCUGGUGGCCCCAGAACGCUGUCACUGAACCAUCUCACCUCACUGGCUGAGUCACAGGAGUGGUCCUGGACUCCUGAGUACUGCUUAGACUCCAUACAAAUCAAAACAAACAAAAAAAUUUUAAGGGAAAAAAUGUGCAAAGCUAAGUCUCAGAAAUAAAAAUUUUCAGAAUUGUAUUCCCCAAAUAAUCUGGAUCAUUCCUUUCUUCAUUCCUCUUUACUUUCCCCUUAUACACCCUUUGAUAAAGUCCUUUGUGUAUCACUCAGUUUUAGGCAGUAUUUUGUAGCUACCUUCAAGAAACAUUUUAAAAACAAUUUACCAAUCAGGAUCUUACAUGUGUGUAUACAUAUAUAUAUAUAUAUAUAUACACAUAUAUAUUUACAUAUAUAUAUAAAGAGAGAGAGAUCUGUAUAAACACACAUGUACCUAGCUGUCUUGCACUUUGCUUAAGAUAAUGUCUUUGAUUAGUGAAUGCCUGAAUUACUGUUCAGGGCAAAGAAAUAAGGGAAUAAAGAUUGACUAUAGUCUGAUGGAUGAGGAACUAAUACCUAGAGAUCCACCACAGAGGAAACAUUAAAGAGACUGAGAAAGAAUAAAUUCUUACUAGGGAUUUUCAAGCUUAUGUGACAUUAUUUGGUGUAUCUUUUCUAGUUAUUCCCAGAGGAAAAUUUAUAUUUGUGGGAUGCUGCAAGUUUUCUGGACUGGAAGGGCAUAAGCAAUUCAAUCACAGUGUUGAAUUACAAUGUGGAACAGGAAAUGAAUUUCUUCAGUAGCAUACUUUAGACUGCAAAAAACUAGCCAAAAAUAAGUAAAUGUAGAAUUUGGAGGACAAAUUUAAAAAACUUGUUUACACAACCAAGAGGACCUACUAGCUUCUCUGCUUCUGAUGGAAAGCACUGGUAAGGACCUGUGAACAUUUUUUUAAUCCUGUCAAAAUGGUGCUAUUGACUCCUUAUUACAUAUAUAUCUGACAGCGUUUUCAGGAAAAUAUGUUAAACCUGACCUGGUCACAAAUGUAAAUACAGAGAAUGUUUGUAGAAAACUCAGCAACAUCAUGCCCAUUUGCUUUUGGUUGAACUGCGGUCCCUGCCCCUGAAUAAACACAGUAGUCACUGCUUCUUGCCACCCAAAGCCGAGGCAGACUUGACAGCUGCAGAUAACUGGUUUAUUUCCCCUCGAACUCAGGUAGGACAGCCCAAUUAAAUGAUGAAAUAACACUCAUUUGUUGAUGUUUCCCAGGGAACACAAAGAAUAUGUGACUUCUGAGGCAAAUUGGAUGUUGUUAGAUUAUUGGAAGUGACCUUAGCAAGGGCCUGUGUUACUCUGUUAAGUUCACUCAGAUGUGUCAGAACAUGCCAGACAAAAGAAGCAUGUAUUUUGCUGCUGGGGAGUUUGUAAAGCUAUCUGCAUGUACAGUAUAAUAAUAAAUCAUCAAAGAGUUCAUCAAAAUUGUGCAUUCUGUAAUCCGAAAUGUUACAAUUCAAGAAUAACACAACAGACAUUUUUCUUGUAUCUGAUAUGUUACACUGAAUAUUUCCUUGAUUUUUUCCCCAAAGAAGAAGAUUAUACUUUGAACUUCA